Messenger RNA from Arabis nemorensis, 531 nucleotides. NCBI's taxonomy places the organism in Eukaryota, Viridiplantae, Streptophyta, Magnoliopsida, Brassicales, Brassicaceae. The record is from the annotation of a GenBank genome assembly.
AUGUUGAGAGAUUCAACCGAGGCAUUUAGAGCUAUUGCAGACAGUGGCGAUCUCCCUAGCUUCAAGGCAAGCCUAGACGACCUCUCUGGUCUCUUCCUCCGAAAAGGACUCAACACUAGAGAUCUCGUCGCUCUCUCAGGAGCUCACACCUUAGGGCAAGCUCAGUGCCUAACAUUCAAGGAGAGGCUUUACGACAACUCGAGUGACAUUGACGCUGGAUUCUCAAGCACACGUAAGCGUCGUUGCCCGGUCAACGGUGGAGAUACGACUCUAGCACCUCUAGAUCAAGUGACACCAAAUUCGUUCGACAACAAUUAUUACAGAAACUUGAUGCAGAAAAAAGGACUUUUGGCGAGUGAUCAGAUUUUGUUCGGAUCCGGAGCUUCUACGGACAGUAUUGUGUCUGAAUACAGCAGAAACCCAUCUCGAUUCGCGUCUGAUUACGCAGCUGCUAUGAUCAAGAUGGGAGAUAUUCAAACCCUAACUGGCUCAGCUGGACAAAUCCGGAGGAUCUGUAGUGCUGUUAAUUAA